UAGGUACCGUACCGAGCAUCCAAUUGAGCAUCCGAUCGAACGUCCCGUCUCGACUGAUAAAAUAUUUCUUUUCGAUUUAAUGAACAAAGCAAAGAGUAUGUAAUUCACUACGUGAAUGAAUUCUAUUCUGUUUCUCUGAAAAUAUUGUUAUUUUUUAUGUAGGUAAUCGUUGCAUUUUUUCCUCACCAUAGAAUUUUAACAAAGCGUUCACCAUGAGUUAUAUGUUAGGACAUUUACACAAUGGCUGGCAAGUUGACCAAGCUAUACUAUCUGAAGAGGACCGUGUCGUGGUUAUUAGAUUUGGCCAUGACUGGGACCCCACAUGCAUGAAAAUGGAUGAAGUCCUCUACAGCAUUGCAGAAAAAGUAAAGAAUUUUGCUGUUAUCUACCUUGUAGACAUCACAGAAGUGCCAGACUUUAAUAAGAUGUACGAGUUGUACGACCCAUGCACAGUGAUGUUCUUCUUCCGCAACAAGCACAUCAUGAUAGAUUUGGGUACCGGCAACAACAACAAGAUCAACUGGCCGCUCGAGGAUAAGCAGGAGAUGAUAGACAUCAUAGAGACCGUGUACCGCGGCGCGCGUAAGGGUCGGGGUCUGGUCGUCUCACCCAAAGACUACUCCACCAAAUACAGAUACUAAAUAGUGGUUAUCAGUGUUAGUAUUCUAAUAAGAGCGUUGUUUUAAAUGUUCUGAUUUGUAAAUACCUAUUGAGACAUGUUGCAUUAUGAUUCUCAAUGUCAUUACAUAUUUGGUGAGUGAAUGUGUAAUAAGCUUGUAAAAUUUAUAAAUGGACUAUUUUAAUAUUUAAUAAAUAAUUAUUUUAUGUAUGA
This is a messenger RNA of Plodia interpunctella (Indianmeal moth), 832 nucleotides long. RefSeq names its product Dim1 (gene Dim1). The transcript is spliced from 3 exons. Gene Ontology annotation, cellular component: spliceosomal complex; U5 snRNP; U4/U6 x U5 tri-snRNP complex. The record is from RefSeq and is a predicted model, not a curated record. NCBI's taxonomy places the organism in Eukaryota, Metazoa, Arthropoda, Insecta, Lepidoptera, Pyralidae. The coding region runs from base 213 to 641 and encodes 142 amino acids. Gene Ontology annotation, biological process: mRNA splicing, via spliceosome.